Messenger RNA from Siniperca chuatsi (mandarin fish), 7144 nucleotides. RefSeq names its product v-akt murine thymoma viral oncogene homolog 3a (gene akt3a). The coding region runs from base 688 to 2190 and encodes 500 amino acids. The record is from RefSeq and is a predicted model, not a curated record. Gene Ontology annotation, biological process: protein phosphorylation. NCBI's taxonomy places the organism in Eukaryota, Metazoa, Chordata, Actinopteri, Centrarchiformes, Sinipercidae. Gene Ontology annotation, molecular function: ATP binding; protein serine/threonine kinase activity. The transcript is spliced from 15 exons.
UGAAAGGGGGUUACCGUUUCUCUGGGUGACGUCACGAGUUUUCCUGAAAGUCAAAACAACCGUUGGCUGCGCUAACGGUAGCUUUCGGAGCUUCUCGGAAAUCCGUUUGAUGUAUGUUAGCUCUAAACGAUUAUUUCUGCCCCGGCUCGUUACGUUGACAGCGACCGUUGGCUGGCGGUUUAGCUUAGCUUGCAGUCCAGCAUUGCUUUACGUUACUCACUCAGACGGAAGGGGGGAAGAAAAAAUAACCCGAGCGGUUUAUGAAGAGCAGGUGCACGGGAAUACCACAGCACCUGUCGGUACAGGCUGAGUCACUGUUGGUGAGGAGGAAGGUCUGGAGAGGGAACGAGAGAGGAGGAGGAGGAGGUGGAGGAGGAGGGGGAGAAGAAGAAGAAGAAGAAGAAGGGAGGGAGGCACGGAGAUAAGCCACAACAGGAAGCAAAACGACACACACACGUACACAUACACACCGCGUGUUUGUGUGUGUGUGUCUGAGAGGGAGACUGCGCGAACGAGAGGGUGAACGGGAAAGGAAGGGAGGGAGAGUGACGCGGAGGCUGGGAGAGCCGCCCCCCACCCCCCUCCUCCUCUCCCUCUCUUUCUCUCCUCUCCUCCUCUCCUCCCCUCCUCCCUCUCUCUCUCUGUGGAGCAGGCGUGUAGCGGCAUCAGACUCGGCGUGAAGGAACCAUGAGCGAUGUCACCAUCGUUAGAGAGGGAUGGCUCCAGAAACGGGGUGAAUACAUAAAGAACUGGCGGCCGCGUUACUUCCUCUUGAAGACAGACGGCUCUUUCAUCGGCUACAAAGAGAAACCUCAGGAUGCCGACCUGCCCUAUCCCCUAAAUAACUUCUCUGUAGCAAAAUGUCAGCUGAUGAAGACGGAGAGGCCGAAGCCAAACACCUUCAUCAUACGCUGCCUCCAGUGGACCACCGUCAUCGAGAGGACCUUCCAUGUGGACUCGCCUGAUGAGAGAGAUGAGUGGACAGAGGCCAUCCAGAUGGUGGCUGACAAGCUGCAGAGACAAGAGGAGGAAAGGAUCCAGUGCAGUCCCACCUCCAACAUCGACAACAUGGUCGAGGAGGAGAUGGACAUCUCCACCACACACCACAAACGCAAGAUGAACCUGAGUCAGACAGGGAAAGUUUUGAGGAAGUCUUUGCAGGGACCUCUAUGGAGACAGACAAUGAGUGACUUUGACUACCUGAAGCUGCUGGGAAAGGGAACCUUUGGUAAAGUGAUUCUUGUCCGAGAAAAGGCCAGCGGGAAAUACUACGCCAUGAAAAUCCUUAAAAAAGAAGUCAUCAUAGCCAAGGAUGAAGUGGCUCACACACUCACAGAGAGCAGAGUACUGAAAAACACCAGACACCCCUUUCUCACUUCGUUGAAGUAUUCAUUCCAGACUAAAGACCGCCUCUGUUUCGUCAUGGAGUAUGUGAAUGGAGGAGAGCUGUUUUUCCAUUUGUCCAGAGAGCGGGUGUUCUCAGAGGAGCGCACGCGCUUCUACGGUGCCGAGAUCGUCUCGGCUCUCGACUACCUGCAUUCAGCCAAGAUUGUGUACCGGGACCUCAAGUUGGAAAACCUGAUGCUGGAUAAAGAUGGCCAUAUCAAGAUCACAGAUUUUGGCCUCUGCAAGGAGGGAAUCACAGAUGCUGCUACCAUGAAGACCUUCUGUGGCACGCCAGAGUACCUCGCACCUGAGGUCCUGGAGGACAACGACUACGGGCGGGCGGUGGACUGGUGGGGUUUGGGUGUGGUGACGUAUGAGAUGAUGUGCGGCCGACUGCCUUUCUACAACCAGGACCACGAGAAGCUGUUUGAGCUCAUCCUCAUGGAGGACAUCAAGUUCCCGCGCACUCUGUCGGCCGACGCUAAGUCCCUGCUGUCCGGCCUGCUCAUCAAAGACCCCAACAAACGGCUUGGUGGAGGACCAGAUGAUGCUAAAGAAAUAAUGAGACACAGUUUCUUCUCUGGUGUUGACUGGCAGGAUGUCUAUGAUAAAAAGCUGGUCCCUCCCUUCAAGCCUCAGGUGACGUCGGAGACAGACACCAGAUACUUUGACGAGGAGUUCACAGCCCAGACCAUCACAAUCACUCCACCAGAGAAAUUUGACGAGGACGGGAUGGACUGUCUGGACAACGAGAGAAGACCGCACUUCCCUCAGUUCUCUUACUCUGCCAGUGGGCGGGAAUGAACUGUCCAUCACUGUGACAUCAUCACAGCUGGUCUCUGAGGUCAUCAAUGUGGGACAAAAAGACCCACAGCUUUGGACCGACCCAGAACAACCCAGACUCGAAGGAUGUUGCCCGUCUCCUCCUCUCUUUUUCACCUCUCCAGUCUGCUCCUCUAUUUUUAUUUUUUUAUUUAUUUUUGUGAAUUCCUUUUAGAGAGAACUUCCAGCCAAAAUUACUUUCUAAUCCUGCACUGCAACCCUAGGUGAUCCGAACUGUGAUGUGAUCAGUUACUAUGUAAUGUCCCUUUAAUGAUAGGAGCAUCACCGGUGGCCUGCUGUGCUUUGACAUGUGUCGGUCCUGCCAAACUCUUAAAAACAAAACACUUCUGAUCAAGUUAGUCAGCAACUGAUUCAUUUUUAAGGAGACGUUUUUGUGGCUUCUUAUCUGUAUGAUGGAGAUACAGCAUUUUAAGUCAGUCAAACCCAAACUGCCGUUACUGGUUGUAUCUCAGGCUUUUACAAAUAGACGGACGCUCAGACUUAGAAAGACACUCAGGUCUGAGUUCAAUUCCUCACGUAAAUAAUUCUGGGAUUGACUGAGGCUGCCUGGCAUUGAGGAAGCAGUUGUCAUCAGUGAGCAGAAUCCUACACACCUCAUAUUGUCAAGCAGGAUUUGACUCAGGUUUUGCUCAGUGCAAUUCAUUCUUGUUGUUGCUGCUAUUUCAACUACUACAGGUACUAUUACUCCUACCACUACUAUACUACUACUGCUACUACUAAACCCCGGUGCUACACUAUUAGCUUAAUGCUGCAGAUCAUUAUACAGGCGCCAGCAACACAUCAACCACCUGUAUUAACGUCUAUGCUUGUACAGCUGCAGAACAGGUGUUGCUAUUACUCCUAAUGUACUGCUAUUACACAUCAACUCUGUAGAUUAAGAUGAUGAUAGGAUGUCAUGGUGUGUGUGUGUGUGUGUGUGUGUGUGUGUGAGAGAGAGAGAGAGAGAGAGAGAGAGAGUGUGCGAGGUACUAUUAUGGGUUUGUGUUUAAGAACGCACCUCAAAGCACAGCAGUUCAGAAGGAUGAAGCUCCCCAACCAUGAGCUUUACUACGUUACCCACAAUGCAGUGCAAGGUGGUUGAUAUAUCCAUCACAGCGGAGGUGAAAAUGAGAGGAAAACGGUUGGUUUGAAUGUUCCCCCCAAAAUGUUUUUAAUUUAUUUCUCAACUACAAAUUCCUCUGAGUUUAAAUCUCUUCUGCCCCAAAAGGGAAAACAAUACCGAAACAGUACUUUGUGACGAUGAUGGAAAGCUUUACUCUGACAUAUUGUUGUCUUGGUGUUGGGAACCAUAUGGCUGUACCUCUCUGUGUUUGUGCAGGAAAGGGAAACUGCAGCAGGAACAGAUUCACCACAGAGUGAAAAGAGAAGUCCAGGAUGGCAGGUUGGGCAUUGUGAUGAGAAGAGAGAGAGGGAGUACAGGUGAAAAGCUCCAAGAAUGAUGAAAUAUUUAUAAUAUGAUAAUUUAUGACAUAUUGAUGAGUGAGGUAACAGCUGGUUUCCUGGGAGAUUCUUAUACAGGAUUUUUUUUAAAAAGACAUUAUGGUCUGUGAGGAGGUACGCAUCAACAGUUAUGGGUUUACACCAAUCACAGCAAUGGCUAUAAUAUAUAUAUGUUCUAUUUAUUGUUCUACUCAUCGGUUUUAUAUUUAACUUUUUCUAUUGUUAUUACAUUAUUCUAAAAAAAAAAUAUUUCUUAGAGUUGAGAGGAAAAAAAGGCACCUCAAGAAACAAAAAUGGCUGAAGAAUGUAGGAGGGAAAGCAGAUAGCCUUCCUGCUCCAUAUUAUUGUUUAUUUUAAUGAUGUUUUUGUGUUGUUGUUUUGUGACCAAAAUGUGACAGCUGAGACGUGACAGGACAGAUUAAAAACAGAUGAUAGUUAACUGUGAGCUUAAAGAUACGUUUGGGACAAUGAUAGAGACACAGCAAUCUAUUUAUUUAAUCACCCUUUCUUAUCCAGCUUUAUCCAAAUCAUUCUACAGGUGUUUAGUGUGAAGGAUCAUCUCACCUGAUUGGAUACUGACACAAAUGUCCCCCAUAUUUAAUCUUACUACAGGUUGGUGAAGGCUGAGUCAGAGUUAAGGGAGAAAGAAGAAGUGGAAGUUGAGCAGAAAGAAAACAAGUGCAGCACAGAAGUCUGAAUGUAAAGCGGUGAGCAUGGAAAAGAUUCGAUACUGAGCUUUAAGUGCUACUGUUUAUUGUAAGUGUGUCGAGAUAGAGUCUAGGAGAGAGUUGAAAGAGGCAAAAUGUGAGUUUGUAAGGUUGGUCAGUGUUUUCCUGUUCUUUGGAUUUUAGAUGAGAGAGCAUUUUCCCCUGCUAAUGUUACCUUUAUUUUAAGAGUGGGGAUGAUUAGAGUUGGGCCCCGACCACUAAACAAUCCCUGCACUCUCCUCCGUCUUUAACGUGUGCUGUCAUUUCUCCGGUCUGGACUUUGUUUGUUUGCGUCGUCAUGUCUUCCAGUCUGACCAACAAGAUUUUAAAUCCCCUCAAUUUCUCUUGUCUUCAAACGCCAGUAAGCCUUACGGUUUAGCUCAGAAUAAGUCAAAAACUUUGACAUCCAGCACUUCAGAGUCAAAAAAAAUCACCAGAUGUGAAGAAAUAUAUUUUUAAAAAUUUGAAAUCUCAACUGCAUGUGGAAGACUUCACCUUGAAUAUAUCUGGAUGCCACAGAUUAAAAAGAGAGCACCAGGGGAUGUGCUCUCAUUAGGCAUAGAAAACUGUAAUCCAAUAUAUUUAUUUAAAUGUUUUUAUUAUUAUCAUCGAUGGAUAACUUGAAUUUCUUUUCUAUUUAAUUUAUUUGAUGUCAUUUUGUUUUGGAGUUUAGCAGUAAGGGGGUGUAGUUGUGUUUCACUCUGCAGUUUAAGUCUUCAGACUUUGUUCUAAUAAUAAAUGCCUCCUUUUUUUUCCUUUACAGAUAUCUCUUAUACGACACAUUACCUAUUUUUCCGCUGCUCUUAAGUCCGUAUGCUUUACCCUUGCACAUUCAUUAAAUUGCUAUUAGCUAGCAAAGGCGCUUUAUGGCAGAAAGUAUAAAAGGAUGGCGCUGGCCUGCAUGCUGUAGUCCUCCUCUGUCCGCAUUACCAGUCCUGAGUCAAAGUGGCACUCAGAACUCUUAUGAAAAAUACUUCUCUGUGAUCGAUUGAGCCUGUCUGGCACAGCCGAAGCAGCCGAAUCCCACCCAGCUGGCACCCUUGACAGCCUCAAGCGAACGCUCCCAAGUAUUUGGAAGGAUUUCAGCUUUGAUUUGACCCAGGUCUGCGAGUGACUGAGGAGUUCUUGCUGUAUGUGCACGCUUACCGCCAAAAUCAUUAGAAACCAGAGUUCAUAAAACACCGCUUUGUAGCGUUGGACACAGCACUUUCACAUCCAUCACUUUUGAUAUGAUUCAGAGGAAUCUGAUUCAGCCCUGCUUUAAAGGAAGAUUUUUAGCUUUUUUUAAAAAUGUUUUUAAGAAAAUGAGGAUUUUUAAAGCACAUCUCCCCUCCACAUACAACCGAUCAGCUUUCAUGUUGCUCUGAUGUCCAGAGUUGGCAAAACCUGGGUGAUUGUGUCCCACAUCCCAGAGACGGGUCAGUGCUGCCACUGCAGAGUGGGCUGUGGAUCACACUCAGUGGACGUUUUCAGUAAAUUGGUCAGUCUUCAUAAACUAAAAUGUUUGGAAAAAUCCACUGAGCAAUCGUUGAAACUCCACUGAUGUCACUGACUCGUUCCUCUCGCUCCUCUUCUGUUUUGAAAAGUUUUCCCUCCGGUGAGCCUCCAACUCUCCUUGUUCAAUUUUCCACAGAUUCAAGUUCAUUUACUGGCAGCAACAAUGCCAGAGGCUGAUUCUGAGGUCAGACGUCAUAAAAAAAUGUUACGUUUUCCUCCAACUACUGUAAGUGGAGAAGGUGGAGCUUAGUAAUCCUCUUCAUCAACAUGGGUUUUACCUUAAAGACUGAAUCAGUCUUUGGCACGUGUCAGUAAUUUAACUUUGUCUCGGUUGUUAUCACCAAACAGAGGUUCUUAAACUGGACGCUGAAGUUCAGUUUAAGCCUCUUCACAGCUUUAGUGGUGCCCUCGACUGGUGUGAAUCAACAGGAUGUGAGAUAUCUGAUGCUGCACUGAUAGUGUUCACUCUUAAAGCUGCUGCUGUUUGUACUGUACAUCUAUCACACACCAGAUCUGACUCCAAUAGUAUUUGAAUAAUAUGUAAAAUCCUUUCAAAGACCUCAGCUGCUCUGUAUUGAUCUCGCCCGUUGUUAAUGAACGGACGGCGUCAGCCAAAAAUCACAAGCUGCACUCAGCCUGGCGUUUAAUGCAGAUAAUAAGUAAAUGGCUCCAGUGUUUGGAAGGGUUUCUGAAAGUAUUUGACCUCAUGUCUGCGACAGAAUUCCUCCCCUCUCUUCUCUCUCUGGUACUAGUCUACUAUCAUCAUGAUUAUUAACAUGAACAAGCAUGAGAAGCAUUUAUUUAUAAACAGCAAACAAAAAACGGCAAACAUGUACAAAUAUUACAAAGUGUAAUUGAGUUUUAAUUUCACGUCCAUGUCCAUCUACUGUAGCUUUACAGUUGUAUGAGACAUUUUUCUGGACAGCUGCCAGUUGUUCGCAGAGUGGGCCGUGUUUCCCUGAAGCACUGUAAUACUGAAGUCAGCUCUGCUCUACGACAUGUCAGUGGAGCAGAGACAAUGUCGACUCUGAGAGUGUCGGGAAACUUGGCAGAUCGAUCAAACAGCCUUUUUCUGUCCCCUCAUGCUGUUAGGAUACAGUGCUGCUGGCCAGUGAGGCCGCGAGGAUGUGAAAACAACAAAUUACCAUCAACAUGAAGCUGUUUUUUACACUGUACAUCCUUAGUAUUUUUACACAUAAAAUGUAUAUGAUAGGGAUGCACAUUAUUUUCCUUCUUACAGACAGCUUCAAUAAAGCACUAUGUCAAUCUGC